GAGAGGAGCCCGAUGAUACUGUCCAUGGCUUUUUAGUGGGGUCGCCCAGUCAGCAUGCUGUUCGUGCCGUUGACUGUUGCAGUUCACACCGCGUUUGUAACAUGCGUCACAGCUGGUGCAAUUAAUUCAUUUGCGGGUCCGUACAAUCUAAUCCUGGAAAAGGUCUACUCAUGUGGACAAAUCGAACAAGGGGGUGUCUUCAUUGACGGUUUUCGUACUACUCACUUUAAUCCCCAGAAGCCAAACGAAAACCAAACUGUUUCGUGUAGAAUAAUCAUCAAAGAACGUAUAGACGACUCAUGGUGGGUGACUGCCUUUGCCGACAAAUGGUCCAACAACCAGUGGAAGAAGAACUACUUUGUUUUUCACUUCCCAAUCGCAGCCUGUACCAGCAUGCGAACCAACGCACCGGGGUCAUUCCAACUUUUGUUCAAACCAGAAAGUAUGACAGGCGAAUGCUUCAUCUCUGCUGACACCUAUGUUGUAAAUAAUGAGUCCUUUAAGUUAGCUUUGCCAAACUUUCCGACUCUUGUUUAUGGACGUUAUCGCACCAGAAUAAAAUUAGGUCAUCAGACAACAAACGCAAAUUUCAACACGUGCUUCGAGUUCACAGUUAUACCGAAAACGUAAUAAAAAAAUUAAAAAUAAAACGUUCUUCU
Frankliniella occidentalis (western flower thrips) is the source of this 659-nucleotide messenger RNA. RefSeq lists its product as uncharacterized. Bases 55 to 630 code for a protein of 191 amino acids. Lineage: Eukaryota; Metazoa; Arthropoda; Insecta; Thysanoptera; Thripidae. The transcript is spliced from 4 exons. The record is from RefSeq and is a predicted model, not a curated record.